This is a messenger RNA of Rodentolepis nana, 309 nucleotides long. The record is from the annotation of a GenBank genome assembly. Lineage: Eukaryota; Metazoa; Platyhelminthes; Cestoda; Cyclophyllidea; Hymenolepididae.
AUGGGCGCAAGUGAGUAUCAACACACAAAUACAACUCGUUACAUAUGGAGUUGUAGUAGCAAGCAGGCAGGAGCGAAAAACAAGCUCUAUGGGAACACCUUUUCUCAAGUGUCCCAGAUUACUAGCCGCCUAUUUGGUUCUCCUCGUAUCUCCCCAGCUUUCCUCCUCCUUCUACCACCACCUCCACCACCGCCACCACCACCAAAUACCUACCAGCCUGUCCGCCAAAAAAACAAGAUGCUGAUGUGUCGACCGCCGACGAAAAAGGGCACAUUCCUACAUUUUCCCCUGGAUGACGGGUAUAUCUGA